AACAUGGCGGCGGCGGCCAGGAUGUACGUUGUAGGCUUGUGUUUGGGUUUCCGGGUUGGCCUUGGCGGAUGUUUUAUGGUUGGACUCGGUAUGAUGAGAAGCAAUGAAACACACUGAGAUUGUGUCCGAUUCCUUUGAUUUGUCUCCUGCUAUUGCAAACCACAAAGUAAUUUCUAUCUGUGAAGCAAAAACAUUCUGGCAAGAUCAGCAAGAAGAAGGGAAUGUUGAGAUAUUAUUUGAAAAAGUAGAGAAGAAACUUCGGCUGCUGUGCCAAAAAAUCAAAGAUGGGUCAGCAACAGACAAAGAAUAUACAAGUGCCUUCCUGUUGGUGAAUGACGAUUUACUAGAUCAAGCACCUUAUGACUGCAAUGAAAAUACUUCCGUUGAACUGCCAAAAGAUGAGGACCAAUUGCCAGAAAUAUGUGAAGAAGAGGUGACCAUCCCAGAUCCCAAUGAAAAUGAUAUAAGUUUACCUUCCACCACACAGUGUGUUCGUUUUUUGGAACAUACGUGUGGAGAGGCAUGCCUGUCUGAAGUGAAUCCAUACUUUAGCAAAAGAGGAAACCCACUCAGAUUUCCCAUCAUGUGUCAGUUCCAGCGGAGGCACGCCAAGCCUAGCCUUCUUUCCAGGACGUUGGAUGUCGUCUACAAAGCCCCUUGUGGGAAGGGGCUGCGGCACUUUGACGAUGUACAGGCUUACCUCUUUCAGACAAAGUGCAACUUUUUAUUUCUGGACUAUUUUUCAUUCAACACCUUCCUUCAGCUGGAGAGAAAUGUCAUGAUGGGCCCAGUUGUAACUCAAGAAGCAGAUAUCAGCAGAGAUGUGGAACUGGUGCCAGUCUCACUCUGCAAUGAAAUUGAUAAAACCAAACCAUCUUCGUUUACAUAUAGGAAGAGCCCAUGGCCACAUGGAUACUCGGUUAAUAAUUUUACUGAUCUCUUCAUUGGAUGCUGUGACUGUACGGAUGGGUGUUUAAAUGUCUCAACAUGUACAUGUUUACAGCUGACGGCCAAAGCAUGUAAUAACAAUGUAUCAUCACCCAGGCAGUCAGUUUCAAGCGGUUACAGGUAUAAGCGCCUCCAGGCUCCUAUUCCCUCUGGGCUGUAUGAAUGUAAUGUAUCUUGUAAAUGUAAUCGAAGGAUGUGUCAGAACCGGGUUGUACAGCACGGUCUUCAAGUUCAACUUCAGGUGUACAAAACCGAAGAGAGAGGCUGGGGGGUGCGCUGCCUGGACGAUCUUGACAAAGGGACCUUUGUAUGCAUCUAUGCAGGUCGGAUUUUAAUGAAAGGUUCAAAUGUAAACCCGCAAGAUAGCAGCAUAUCUGUGAUGCAGCCUGAUGACAAUAAGCCCACUUCUUCCAUUUUUUCUAAAAGAAAACGUCCCAUUUCCCUCUCUGAUUCUGAAGUCACUAAUCUGCCAACAGAUUCUUCCAGCAGCCAGAAGCCCGGGGAUACUCGAGUGACUUCAGGCUUGAGUCAUCAACCAAAAUUUUUAAGCAGCAAAAUAAGCAGGGCUCAAGAAAGAAAUAUCGAGUACUCAUCUGUUAGGAGACCUAAAACCAAGACCUCCAUUCUCCAGAAACGCAGAAUGCAACUCAGGGAAAAGGGUGCAGUCACAGUGCAGCACAGUUCUGAUGAUGAAGAAUUUGUCGUACCUGUUAGUUCUCAAAAGCCACUGCACAAAAGCCGCUCAGGACAUGAAGGGGGAGAUUCUGAAAGGACAGAUGAUGUAGGCUAUUUAUCGGAUAACAGCACUUUGUCUAUACAGUCCAGUGAGAGCAAUAUCCUGCUGUCUGCCUGUAAACAAAAGGAUGCCUUUCAUCACUCCGAAAGCGAAGAACAUAUUUGUGUCUUGGAUGCAUCAAAGGAAGGCAAUGUGGCACGAUUUUUAAAUCAUAGCUGUUCACCAAACCUGUUUGUACAACUCGUGUUUGUCGAAACUCAUUCAAAGAAAUUUCCCUGGGUGGCAUUUUUUGCUAAGAGCCACAUAAAAGCUGGUACUGAACUAACCUGGGAUUACAACUACAAUAUCGGGAGUGUUCCUGAGGAGGAGAUUCCAUGCCUGUGUGGACAUAAGACUUGCCAAAAAAUAACAAUUUGACUAUUAAAUAUGCAAAAGUACAACUAAAGACUCCUUCAUUAAAGUCUCACAGGCUCUCAUAACAUCCAGCCCUUCUCCCCAGACACUGCCAUAAAUCCAGAAAAAGUGGGUAGGACUAGGUGUUAAUAGUCAUGCACCCUGCACCCACCCAUUGUAGUGCAAGCAGGCACAGCCUACAUGAGAGUUGCAACUGUCCUGAAUUCAGGAGCAGUGCAGCUUCAUAUGCCACAGCAUCACAGGAAGAUGAAUUAGAUGGACUUCACUGGCUGGAUCAAAAGGUAGUUGUGGUACUUUGCAAGGGGGUAAAAUGCUUGUAUACACUUGUAUUUCUCUCUGAAGACCAAUCCAUGUUGGAGCACUCUUCAGAGGGCAUUUAACAGGCAUUAUUUUGCCUCCUCGCCACCUAUUUUAACCUCUAAAAGCCUGCACUACUGCAGCAGUGUGCAAUGCAUGCUCUUGCGGGAUGGCCCUAUUCCGUGGAAUAUAACGCAUUUGACAGACACCAUUGCCUGCAGAGCGCAAUCGAGGGUGGAAGGGGAUAGUGUUUGGUGUGUCAUGGCAUGUGUACUACCCCACUUGCUGCUUCAUGGGGAUUGGUUGAGGGAUAAUAACACAAUACACACAUGUGUUUUUACUGCCCCCCUCUUAGGAGGCCUAAGAGAAAAUUGUAAGUGACAAUAAACUUCUAAAUAAUCCAUAA
This is a messenger RNA of Rana temporaria (common frog), 2801 nucleotides long. Its product is annotated as histone-lysine N-methyltransferase SETDB2-like. Bases 104 to 2101 code for a protein of 665 amino acids. The transcript has 14 exons. Gene Ontology annotation, molecular function: zinc ion binding; DNA binding; protein binding. Gene Ontology annotation, biological process: heterochromatin organization; negative regulation of gene expression. NCBI's taxonomy places the organism in Eukaryota, Metazoa, Chordata, Amphibia, Anura, Ranidae. The record is from RefSeq and is a predicted model, not a curated record. Gene Ontology annotation, cellular component: nucleus.